AUGCUUCUUCUUACUGGAUAUAAUUCAGAUCAACCUCUUUCUUCUGAAAAAUUCUGUGAUUAUGAUCAAUAUUCAAUUUUAUCUGACACAGAAAGUUCACAUAUACGUUAUUUUUGUGAUGGAAUUAAAAAACUUUCUCAAAGUUUUAUAGAUAGAUUAUCAAAAGGAAUAUCGGAAGAUUCACUUAUUUUGGAAGAAGAGGAUGAUGGGAUUACAGAUGAAGAUAAUGAUAUCAAAAACUAUGGUAAUAAAUCUACUUCAACAUUAUGGAGACAUGUAAAAAAGCAUCAUCCAAAUAUUUAUCAAAGUAAUGAACCAUUACAAAUAAAAGAAAAGUUUACAUCACAAGGAUUUAGAAAAAAAUUAAUUGAUUGGAUAGUAAUUGAUGAUCAACCAUUUACAGUUAUUGAAGAAAAAAAAUUUAUAGAUAUGUUAACAUAUCUUAAAUUUGAUUUAAAUUUAUCAUCAGCAGAUACUUUACGACGUGAUUUAGAUGCAAAUUUUAUACAAAUAAAAGAUAAUGUAUAUCAAAAAUUACAG
This is a messenger RNA of Funneliformis geosporum, 540 nucleotides long. NCBI's taxonomy places the organism in Eukaryota, Fungi, Glomeromycota, Glomeromycetes, Glomerales, Glomeraceae. The record is from the annotation of a GenBank genome assembly.